Molecule: messenger RNA, 2107 nt
Organism: Hypanus sabinus (Atlantic stingray)
Lineage: Eukaryota; Metazoa; Chordata; Chondrichthyes; Myliobatiformes; Dasyatidae
Product: clavesin-1-like
Exons: 5
Coding region: 96-1091 (331 amino acids)
Cellular component (GO): membrane
Molecular function (GO): phosphatidylinositol bisphosphate binding
Source: RefSeq, a predicted model, not a curated record
UGAACACAACGCUGGCGGUGGCAGGGAUGUGUGAUCAUUGAUAGCCCUAUCGCCAAAAAAAUCAGAGCAAGGUCGUGGUUUUGGUCGCUGUUAAAAUGACUCAUCUGCAGGCCGGGCUCCGUGCUGAAACCAUCGAGAAAUCUCGGUUGGAACUGAAUGAGAACGCGGAAGCCUUAUACCAGGACAUCCAGCAGGUCAGAGACAUGAUCGUAACCCGCCCGGAUAUCGGCUUCCUACGCACGGACGAUGCAUUCAUCCUGCGGUUUCUGAGAGCCAGGAAGUUUAACCACUUUGAGGCCUUCAAACUGCUGGCUCAGUAUUUCCAGUAUCGGCAACAGAACUUAGAUAUGUUCAAAAACUUCAAAGCAGACGAUCCUGGCAUCAAACGGGCUCUGAUGGAUGGGUUUCCGGGAGUCCUCCAACAGCCGGAUCACUAUGGGAGGAAGAUUCUGGUGCUGUUCGCUGCCAACUGGGACCAGAGUAGGAAUACCUUUGUGGACAUUCUCCGAGCUAUUCUGCUGUCCCUGGAAAUUCUUAUUGAAGAUCCAGAGUUACAGAUAAAUGGAUUUGUGCUAAUUAUAGACUGGAGUAAUUUCACAUUCAAACAAGCCUCCAAACUGACUCCAAGUAUACUAAGACUAGCCAUCGAGGGCUUGCAGGACAGCUUCCCCGCACGGUUUGGAGGCAUCCAUUUUGUGAACCAGCCUUGGUACAUCUAUGCUUUAUUCACGAUAAUAAAGCCAUUCUUGAAAGACAAGACCAGAAAAAGGAUUUUUCUUCACGGUAACAACUUGAACAGUCUUCACCAGCUUAUUCAUCCAGAAUAUCUGCCAUCAGAGUUUGGAGGUACACUACCCCCAUAUGACAUGGGAACCUGGGCGCGAACACUACUUGGUCCAGAGUACAAUGAUGACACUGAAUAUACUUACAAUUCGUACAACUCAAUACACAUGAAAGACAUGCUGGAUGAUCCGGAAAGCAAUUGCUCUCCCAAGCAUAUGAAGAGGUCACAGUCGGUGGUGGAACCAGGUGUACUGAAGCGAGAAGACAGGGAUGAUGAUAACACCCAACCACUACUAGCUCUGGAUUGAAUUAACUGUUAACUACAUGGCUGGAUCUCUGAGGUGCAAACAUUUACGAUGUAUUUACUUAAAUCACUUUCAAUUAUACUUUCUUUCAUUAAAAUGGCAAAAUUCAGGUAUCACCAGCUUUCUCAUCAGUACUGCCAGAAGUUGAUUUAAAACGGAGAGCAUUUGAAAUAAGGUACCUGAAGGAUUUACUGUCUGCAGUGGGCAACCUGACAAUAACCUUGGAAGGAUUACAGAUAUUGGUACUUUGCCUACAGAAGAAGGAAAAGAUCCAUUAUGGCAGAACUAUUUAGGUCUUGAUAACAGGCAUGCAAUUUUCUGACAUAUUUGUGCCUUUCCAAGAAAGGCCAUGUUUUUAUAUAUAUUUCAGUAUCAGAUUGGAAAACUAAAAAAAAACACCAAAUUUCAAACAGAAGGCAGGAUGAAAGACCAUUUAUUAAUGUGCCAAAGAUCCAAUAGUUCCAUUCCUAUUUAUUUUCUGAAUGAACACCAAACAUCUAUUAAUGUAUUUUAGUUAAAUUCAGUAAAUGAAGCUAACUUUAUCAAACAAAAUGCUGUUUAGCUAAGUGGAUGAAUAAAACAAUUACUCACUUUCUUCUGUGUUUUAUUUUGGGAACCAUAGAUCUUGCACAGCAUGUUACAAAGCUUUUGUGUUCAUUAGUAAGUCACAGAUAUUCUGCUCAGCAUUCUUCACUGUAAUUAAAUGUUUACAAUGCAAUGGUUCUUAAUACAAGUUGCAUUAAAACAUUAAGCAUAAUUUAAGUGUGAAGCAUAAAAACUUUAAUUUCAAAUAUCUUUUUCCAAUUUGGAGACACAGUAUUGAUGUUUGUAACAGUGAUUGCUGCAAAAAUUUGCAAAAAUGUGUACAUUCUAUUUGUUCCAUAAGAUAUUUAAAACAAAAGCAAAGCUAAAACUGGGCUUUGUAAAACUCACACAACACACACAAAAUGCUGGUGGAACACAGCAGGCCAGGCAGCAUCUAUAGGGAGAAGCACUGUCGACGUUUCGGGCCGAGACCC